This is a messenger RNA of Ruditapes philippinarum (Manila clam), 4460 nucleotides long. RefSeq lists its product as uncharacterized. The record is from RefSeq and is a predicted model, not a curated record. Lineage: Eukaryota; Metazoa; Mollusca; Bivalvia; Venerida; Veneridae. Bases 1318 to 2538 code for a protein of 406 amino acids. The transcript has 4 exons.
AUCGCGCCCUAAACAAAAAUAAUGUCAGGAUUUCGUCCUAAAAAUACGAUAUCAAGAUCGCGGCCGUACCAAAUACAAUGUCGAGAUCAAGCCUAAAACAAAAACAAUAUCAAGUCACGCCAUAAACAAAUACAAUGUCAAGAUCACGCCAUAAACACAUGCAAUGUUGAGACCACUCCCAUAAAUAUUACCAUAAAAAACAAAUACAAUAUCAAAUUCACGCCCUAAACAAAUACAAUAUUAAGAUCACGCCAUAAACAUAUACAAUGUCGAGAUCACGCUAUACACAAAUACAAUGUUGAGAUCACUCCCUAAAUAGUAGAUAAACAAAUAAAAUGUCAAAAUCGCGCCCUUAACAAAUGCUAUGUCAAGAUCGCGCCUUAAACAAAUACGAUGUCAAGAUAGCGUCACAAACAAAUACAAUGUCAAGAUCACGUAACAAACAAAUACAAUGUUGAGAACAGUCCCUGAAUAUUACCAGGAAAAAAACCAAAUACAAUGUCAAAUCGCGCCAUAAACAAAUACAAUGUCAAGAUCGCACCCAAAACAAAAACAAUGUCAAGAUCUCUUCCACCCGCACUGAUAAAUCUCACGGCAUUUAAUUACCAUUCACAAAUAAUAAAACUUGCACACUUGCACACACAGACCCAAUACAAUUUCCGAACCAUGACAUUAAUUACCCAAGAGCAACAUUCUUUUUCAAUUGAAAUAUCGACAUCACGUCCCAAACCCAGAAAAAUGUCAUAAAUUUACAUACAGCAACAUCCUAGCUUAUUCAAAUGAAAUAUAGAUAUCACGUCCAAAACUAAGUAAAAGUAAAAAUUCUGGAAACAUGUCAAACGUGUACGUAAUGGAUGUCAAUAAACAUCAGAAAGUUAUGUUUUUUAUAUUAGCAUCCAUUUAUAUUAUUGGAGUGUUCUAAUUAUUAAACAUUUAUAUAAAUGAAGUUGAAAAACAUUCCGCCCGCAAAAGAAAUAUGUCAUGUACAAAAUUUUACUUUUUUUAUCAUGCUUUGUCUUAAUUAAGAGGCCGUUUCAUUAAGCAAAGAUUUUUGGUGUUUCCUUUGCGCGGUCGCUUAAUACACGUUUAACUGUAAAUGAUAUGUUUUUUUGAAAACAGAACAGCGUAUUGAUUUUAAUAAGAACUAAUUUUAAUUCUGUAUUGUAAAUCUUCAGACGUAGAUCAAUGUAUUACUGUUAUAAUACACUUCACAUGGUCUUAAAUUUGUUAACAGAUUAAAUAUUUUGUUCCAGCUUUACAAAAGUUUAGAAACCAAUUCUAAAUGGAGUAACAAGCUUAAAGUAAUACUGUGGAAAUAUGUUCACGUACUUCACGGAGUUUUACAAGCAGGCGGUUUACCAUUUUAUGGUCAGUGCAGGAUGUGCGGUAUUGUUCGCCCUCGGUCUUCAUUACUCUCAGGGAUCAAAUGGUGACAGUAGUCUGCCUUACUUUGUACCUGCUAUUGUUCUCUCUACCUUUCAUUUUAUGUCGACGAUUGUAGCAUUCCUGUCAUAUUACUUCGCCAGGUCAUUAUCAGACAUCUACGAUACUCUCAGACGCUGGGAUAAUUCAGAAAAACAUUUCAGAAGACUGAAAGCUUUCUACCUAAUCCUGCAGUACAUUUCCUUCAUAUGGAGCAUCGUUGGUGCAUCGAUGGCUGGUAAUAGUGGAGUGUGUGGUAACAAGGAAAACCCAUGCUACUAUACAGUUAACAAAUGGGAGAACAGGACAAUCGCUAUCGUCAUUGUGGUCAGUCAUGUUAUCAACGCUGUAAUAACAUUUAUCAUCUGCUCAACAAGGCACAAAAUAAGACCUGAAAAUGAUGUCACUUCCUUGAAUAUAAAACGGAAGAAAAUUGACACAACUCAAGAUCUGGUCCUGUCUUCAAAGCCACCAAACUUCAAACUUAAAUUGAAUACUCAUGAUUCAUUGGCACAAACACAGACUAGUAAAACUAAUUCGUCUCCCAAAAAACCCAAACCAUUAAAGAAAAUAAGCAUUAUAAGUAAUGGACUUACAUUAAAUGAAAACAAAGAAUGUAAACGAAACAACUUGCUUCCACCUUUGAAAGAACCGUUGAAACGACAUCGAACAGUACAUGGCGGUCCACUCAGUGCAGCAGACGACACAUAUGACCACAAUAUUGUCACUCUAGAAAAGUUAAAUAGAAAUAGAAGUGAAACAAAACGUUUUCUGAAAAACAGAAACACGUCUCUCAUACAAACAGAAAACGGAGCGUUAUACAGCGGUUCUGAUGAUCUAAGUCAUACUUGUAAUGAAUCGAUGAUAAAAAGUCGUUCAAACAGAAAUAAAGAGAAUAUUAAUUUAAUCCGGAGGAUGAGUCAACAUCCAAAUGAACCUCCUCCAUCUUACAACCAAGUUAUAGAAUCUAGAGACACCACUCCAUACUGGAUUCCACCAGAACCACAACACAAUGAAAGAUUGCACUAUCUUCCAGAAAAUAUGUACACCGGAAAUUCUUAUCCGGACACAGACAUUGUCCCAAUACAGCCACUGAAAGUGUCAAAAACUAAAUGACAAAAAUUAAUAUAAAGGAUUCAAACGAUACCAAAAGCUUGACAGUAAAUAGUUAUAUAAUUGUAUUUGCAUCUUAGUGAUGUCACAAUGACAUAAAUUUAAAAGUUGCUUUCGUAUAAUACAUGUAUUAAUUGAUAGCUCACUACAAUCUAAACGUUACAUCAUUGAUAAGGCACUACAUCCGACAAAUGUUAACGUAGUUAAAUAUCUUGGAGAUGACAUCAUUUCAUUACAUUUCUCUCUAUACAUGUAUAUAAUUAUAUAAAUCUCACGGUGGUUUUGAAAGUUGUACUUUACAUAAAGGUAAUGGUUUAACUUUACUGGACUAAAGUUUAAUUAAUCCAUCUAGAGCAAUACAUUAUAGCAAACCAUUGUAUACUACUCAAAGUUUGAGAAGCACCGAGAGUAUUUUUGUUACUUAGGUUGUACGUAAAAUAUUAGAUUUAUUUCUGUUCUUAUAAUAUGACAUAGUGAUUUAUAAACAUCAUUAAGGAAUUUGUUACCAAUUGUAAUGUGUUUUCAUGUUGAUUUGUUUUGAUUUUAAUGAAAUUGUGUUUUAGACGGAUAUGGUGGAAUUUGUGAAAAACUCAUAUUUGCCCCGAAAAAUCUUUGCUUAUCACUGAUUUUGCUUUAAUAGCAAGUAUGUGACCCAGUGUUGUCAAUGACCGUCGUUGUAUACACCCUAUCAGGUUUCUUAGGGCGGCUUGUGGGAUAGUAUUCCACUCGACAAGGGCGGCACCAAGCUCCUGAGUGCUUUUUGGCUGGACCUGACGGGCUGAAAUACGGACCUGUAGCUCACUCCAUAAAUGCUCAAUGGGGUUAAGAUCCUGGGAUCGGGCCAGUCAGUCCAAACAAGUAAUACCCUGUCUUUCCGAGUACUCUUGGAGACAUUGGCUGUAUGGGGGAGGGCAUUAUCAUCCAUCAAAAUGAACCCAUUACCAAUUGCACCUCAGCAUACAACAUUACCUUGGUGUUCAGGAUCUCAUCUCGAUACCGCUUGGCAGUCAAUGUGCCUCUGUCGAGGUCAAUGAGGUCAGUAUGUCAAUCCCAGCUGAUUCCACACCAGACAAUUAUUGAUCCGCCGCCAUACAGGUCGUGUUCCGCAAGGUUUGCUGUAUGGAACCGUUCCCCUAACCUUCGCAAUACUCUAGCACGCCUAUCAGUGUAGUCAAGGCAGAACCUUGACUCGUCGAUGAAGAGGACAGGUCACAAGUCCAUCCUGCUCCAACCAACAUGGCCCAUGGCCCAAUCAUAUCGGAGACCGCAGUGGUUUUUUGUUAGACAGCGGGAUCCGUAUACAUAGUCUUCUCUUUCAUGCAAACAUGUACGCAUGGUUGGUGUUGACACACGCACUCCUGAAGCAUUUUGAAGGUCAGAACGAAUUAAGUUGAGUAGCAGUUGCAAAACGAUUUCUUCGUGCCUAGAUGACCAGAAAACGAUCCUCAGCCUCAGUAGUCACCCUUGUUGUGCAACCACCAUGUCGUCUAACAGGUGUACCAUGCUGUUGGAACCUCGCCCAGUCUCGGGUGAUAACCGUAUGGUCCACACCAAACACCUCACGAUGUCGACCCCCUGUUCCACCAUAUCAACAUCCCGCCACAACACUGCUUCUGAUAAAUGCCUGCUAACAUUUGCAUUCGCCAUUAUUCAAUCUGCCACAUGUACAUGACAAUAUGAAAUGUUCGGGGUUAUAAUCCGUAAUUGCUCUGUUGUGUUUUUCACUCCUCUCCCAACAUUAAUUCAAUAUCUAUUUGUCUUUUCAUUCAUAUUAACACUUUAAAUAUUCUUGAGGGACAUUUAAGUUACGUAUUAAAACGUUCUUCGACAGUGAUUUAGCUGAUAAGUGAGACUAAAAAUUUAUUUAAUAGUCAUCAUUGAGAAUAAAGCGUAAAACCGGAAAAUCAAAGGUGUCCGAUGUCCGA